Messenger RNA from Zymoseptoria tritici IPO323, 2028 nucleotides. RefSeq lists its product as uncharacterized. Lineage: Eukaryota; Fungi; Ascomycota; Dothideomycetes; Mycosphaerellales; Mycosphaerellaceae. Bases 19 to 2028 code for a protein of 669 amino acids. The record is from RefSeq and is a predicted model, not a curated record. The transcript has a single exon.
CGAGGAGGACGAAACGGAAUGACAAUGGCUCGCUUGCGAAAAGGCCCUGCUUCGCAGCUGCAGCAGCCUCUGACUCAAAAGCCCUCGAGCGCACGCCGCGCAUUGAAAGAAAAGACCAACACCGCGCAUUCCCAGGCGCCUACAUAUGCGAAUGAUGUAGACACGGCAGGACUGGUCAAAGAUGCGAAACAAGGACGAGGACGAGGGCGACCAAGAAAGGUGCAGCAGGAUUCGGACGAGCUUGUCAUGGCGGGAGGACUUGGAAAUUCGGACGAAGAGCUGGCGCAAUUGCCCAGCGAGCCGCCUACUACUACCGAUGAGCUCGCAAAGAGCGACUCGGGAUCGAUGCCAAUGCCGAAAACGAAUCGGCGACCGCCUCGAACUGUGAGGAAGAUCGCGCAAAGUCAGGCUCAAUCCAAGGCGCUUGAAGGGCUGAAGCAGCGUAUGGAAGCGACGGCGCGGGGACAGCGUGGCAAAACAACCACUUCGCCAACUACAUCCGACGCGGUUGUUCGAUCAUCGCACUCUCAGCCUGAGGAAGAGUGCAUCACUGUCAGGUCGAGAGACGCCGAUGUCGAACGAUCUGGUCUCACGAUAUCGCCAUCGCCUCCACGCCCCGGGAGACUGAGCGUAGCAAAAGUGAAACGGUCCUCGAUGAUGCAACCAGGAUCUGCACUGAAAGUCCAGAGCACGCCGGCUGUGGAGAACAGCUUUCUGGCGCUGAAGAAUUUCAAACGCCGGCCGCGACAGAUGAGCAUGCUCUCAAUGGUGCAGCAGCGGACCGCGAGCGCACGGCCUUCUCUGGCUCAAGAUACUGUUGUAGUGGACGAUUCUAGCGCCUUUGACUUUGAUUUGGACGGUGAAGAAGAGGACGACUUUGCGCCUGAGGCGGAAGGAACACCGCUGCAUGCCGAGCAAAGCAGACGAAUAUCUGCAGCCAGUCAGAGGAAGCGCCGUGCGGAGGUCAGUCCAGCAAGGUCCGAGGUUCCAACGGCUGGUACGAAGAAGCGAAAGUCAAUCGAAGUCGACCGCAUUCCUGCCUCCCAGAACAGCUUACGCUCGAAGCGACGCAAGUCCACAGCUGAGGAUCCCGCCGGAGCAGCACUCGUAGACGCAGCGCCCUCCUCGCCUAGAGACACAAUACAGGUCGGGUCUACUGUCAUUGAGUCUGCGUCCUCGCCUGCCCGCAGUGUACUGAGGUCCGAGACAGCGUCACCUGGAUCCGCUUCAGCAGAUGCCGUCCACCGCGAAGACCACGACAACAUACAAGUUCCGUCCACGGAGCCAGAGCGCCGUACAAUUGAACUCGCCCAAAGUGUAGAGCUACUAGACAAAAGCGACUCCGAUGUUCCUAAUGGGACCAUGGCGGAGCCCGCAAGCAGCAGCCCGGUACCCAGUGCGAGUGCUCGUCCUGAUCCAGAUCUGAUAGAUCCAGCUACCCAAGCCUCGCCAGUAGCGUCAAGACCGAAGCGAGCGAAGAAACAGAAGCCGCUAUCGACUGCCACGCUUCAGUCAUUACUGCCGAAAAGGAGGAAAGCGCUCAAGCCCAGACAAAAGAAGGCGGAAUACGACAUGGAGUCGUCUGAGGUCGAGGAGGAAGUCACGCUCGACAUCAGCAAUUUGGAAGAGGGCGAGGACGAAUUGGGCGGUGGACUGCGUAGGAGAACGAAGACCAUUGCGCCCAAAGCUCGCAAAAGUACGACUGCGAAAAAGGUUCCCAAACGCCAGCCUGCUACUGUACCAGCCGCGCGCGGGAAACGCAAAGCCUCAGUCGCGGCACCAACCACUGACGGCACGAAGACAUAUGGUAGGACUACAGCAUCGGACAAGGAAAACGACGGCUACGAGUCGUUUGAAGAAGCCGACGAGUCCACCCUGCCGGAGCUGUCGGUGUCAAUGCAGGAGUUGGCUAAAAGCCGGGAGCUGGAGGAAGCCAAACGAAAGUUCGCAGAAGUUGACGACUGGGAUAUGGAGUUUGAAAGCAUGAGCCAGGACGAUCAUCUGAGGUCCAGUCAAAGCUGGCGGUGA